UGAAAAAGUUGCUGGCACGUCAAUUUGGCGGAUGGAAAGUAACAUUGACGAGCAGUGACGAUCAUGGUCAUCGGUGAAAUGACUAUCAAAUUUGCAGCCUUUAAUACUAUCUUUAAAACACAAUGAACGCAUUUAUAUAUAAUUUGAUAUAUGGUAAGAAAAAUUCUUCAUUGUAUGUGAAUGACGAUGAGGGAGAUGAGGCAGAUUAUGUCGAUGAAAAUGGAUUUGUUUUAGUCAAAUCCGAAGAACAGCAAGAUCCAGAAAGAUUUACUGAGAAUGAAACUUCUCCAAUUCAACAAUCUACAACAGACAAAUUAAGCCAAACUGGAGACACACCAAGUUGUCGGAGCUCUCAAUCAUCUGUGCCAUCUUCAAGUGUUGCAGAUAUUCCAAUGCAGAUAUCUGCAUUGUUAAGAACUAUUGAAUCAUGCCAAAGGUUCUCUCUAAAUAAACGUGAAUAUCUCGAUCUUGACUUACUCAAUUACAACUUUAGUACAGAAAUAUCUAUACUUAAUGACACAGGUGUAGGAAAAUGAUAACUAAUCAGAAAUGAAUGAAGUAAAAUAUAAUAGGGUUGCCAUCAAAGUUACUACCUGACAGAAGAACUGUGAUUUUCUCUGCAGCAAGUACAUGACUACGGGGUGUGUAAAUGAGAUAAAUUUCUGUUGCUCACCCUGAAAUUUAGCAAAGGGGGCUUGGGCCUCCCUUCACUGCACUACUAAUAUGAAUGAUUUAAUUACAAGUUAAACAAUAUCUGUAGGACUGUAUUAUCACUGUUAGCGCAAAUGUUUAAUUCUGUUUGUUAUUCUCGUUAUUUUAAUAAUCCUGUUCGCAGAUUAAUCACUAUUAUACACGUAUUUCAACACUAACUGUUAUGUUGGGAAGGUGUUGUAACUUGAAUUGACGAUAAUAAGACCAUUCGUAGUUUAAUUGUUAUUGAAUUAGUUGUGUAAAAUUCAUUUCGGACGAAUGUGUUCAAAUAAUGAAAGAGUGUAGCGGUAAUCUCGGAACGCAGACAGACUCACUUAAAAAUAGAUAAAUAUAAAUUUAUAGAGAAUGGGGUAGGCUGAAUGAAAACUGACGAACUAGAACCCACGAACUAGAGGCGUCAAAGUCGACCUACAUGUCGAACUGGCCUGAAGCAAACUCUUGAGGCCGAGGCCAUCAGAGGCCACAUACAGAAGAGAAUAUCCUUGGCAUUGGCACAGAGGAAACUCUGUCGUGAUCGUGAUAGGUUCACUUUACCCAUAGAUAACGUUCAAUAUUUCAAUUCAGCAGAAAUGAGCCCCCAAAACAUACCGCGUGCCAAAUCUCAUCAAUGAAAUUUUUUGUUGUAACUGCGUGCCUGAGUGGUUUUCGCCUGGUGACCCAACCGGAUGUCAUCGUAGGCCAUAUUAAGGAGAAUUUACUGCCUAUCAGAAACCACAAAAAUCCAGCUUCAAGAUAAAAAACAAGUAGUUAGCACAGCUAACUUAUAUUAAAAUGGUAAUUUUCAGAUUUGCACUGUUACUUAGCAAACGAUCUCAAAUAUAACUUCAACGACAACGUGAAUGCGUGCCACUCAAACAGUGCACAAAAACCUUUACUUUCCCGUGUCUCAUAUCUGGGCUUGACCAUGGACGGAGAAAAUGACAAUGAUUACGGAAAUUUUGUUUUAACUCUAAAUAUUUUCACAGUAUUGUUAUUUCACAGUAUUUCACAUAUAUUUUUACUUAGGUAGGACGCGCCGGCCCAGAUAAUGUUGAACUUGGCUGGACUACAUGUAAUUCAAAGCUAGAAUGAUCCACCACUACGAUUUUUGCACUAAAUUGAAAUACGACUUCAGUCAGAUAAUUUAAAAUAUUACUAAUAAAUUGAUGAAAGAUAAUCAGUCAAUAUGACUACAAAUUCAGCCAUUCUCUCGUGCACUUUGUUUGCAUCAGUCUCCCGGCUGCGAGGGCGAGCGAGGGACACUCCGAGAGUAUGUUUGCUUAAAACUCACAAAAGGACAAAGUACCUGUCUAGCUUUUAUCUUAUAGAGGGGUUUAGGAGUACAUUUAGGACGCUUGGCAUUUAAUUUGAGUAUAUUUAGAGCAUUUAUUAUAUGUUGAGUAUUUGUUACUAUGUAGAGUUGUUUGCAUUUUUGCAUUUAAGAUGAUGAGACGCAUUGAUGAGACGCACUGUCAUUACCUGUCACCUACUAUCAUUACCUGUCACCUACUAUCAUUACCUGUCACCUACUAUCAUUACCUGUCACCUACUGUCAUUAAAUGCGUCUCAUGCACUGGUCUCAUGAGACGGGCGCAUUUUUCGCCAUUUUCUAGAAACGUACUUAAACAGCCUCGUACCCAGGCGCUUUAGUAAAAUAUAGAACGUAUAUAUAACUGAAUGCAACGUUAUAUAUUUUACAAUUAAAGCGCCUGGGUACGAGGCUGUACUAAGAACCAAUUAUACCAUUCUAAAGAGUAUUUUGGUGAUUUCAUAUGGUUGUUCAUGGCAAAUGUGUGUUGAAAAAUUGAAUUAGUAAAGUGUUGUUACGGAUUCUCCAUGUAAGUUCAGUCAUAUUUCUUUUCAUCGAUAUAAAUAAACAUAUGUCACUGUGAUUUCACUGAGAGACCGCAUGUAGGUCAGCAACGCGGCUGAAACAAACUCUUUAUUGAUAAAUGUUAUAGCAAAGAGUUAUUGUUUAAUGAGGUAUAACCGUAUAAGACGUUGGAAGCAUUGGGUUCAUGUUCGGAAACAACUGUAUGAUACCCAACUUGAAGUAGCACUCCCUGCGUCUUGAUAUGCACGGUUUUACACAAGACGUAAAAACCAGAAGUUUACAGUAAACAGAGCAUGGUAACGUCCAUAGGUGUUUAAUUAUUCAUUUCUUUUUUGAUGAACCAUUGUACUGAUAAAUGCCGUUCGUCGUGUUUCCGUCCUACAUGAUUAAGUUCCCCAUCACUGUUAGCAUCCCCGUGGCUCUAUAUUGAGUUCCAGUGAUUCCAUUACUAAUAUAGAACAUUUUCAUUUAAAUUUCAAAUAUUUAUCAAAUUACAUGCAUUUCUUUUGAAGCUUUCCAGGCUUUAUGGCAUGUUUUCACCACUGGUUUUCACUUCCCUCGAGCGUCCUACGUCCCUUUCAACGCGCAGGAAGUAAUGGGAAGACGAUGAAUGAUUUCAACGUCCCAUCAUGCGUCAGCCAGCGAUUUUAUUUUCACUACACUGUGACUUAACUAUAUUUGUCAACCCUGAGCGUUUUCGUUGCAGCAGAUUCCCACAGGUCGUGUUGAGAUCAAAGGACUUCGCUUUAAUUUUACGUUUGGACUUGCAAUUUUUUUUCAUUUUAAUCUGUUGAUAAAAUGAGGAAGAAAAACGUGACAUCUUCACACCGAAACAACCUCAUUACCAGGACAGGGUAUCCCACACUGUCACUGAAUAGAACUGAAAAACUUUUAGCUAAUGUUUUUACCAAAUGUCCAUGCCCUAGACAGUAAACAUUGCACGCUAUUUAAAAAGAGGAUGACUUUCAGGCUUUAGCUCGUCAUCUCGUGACCACUUGAGAACGUGCUAUAGCCUAUUUUCAUAAACGUUAAGAGGCCUUUCCCUCAUUCCCUGUUAUUUAUUAGUAUUACUCAGCAGUUUUAUAAUUAGAUGUCAUCAAUGAGAGAUAUCAGAUAUGCCUAGUUUUACCGUCCAGCUUGACCGUCACUCCAUGAACGUAAAAAAAUUAAUAAACUAUGCAAAUCAUACAAACUACGUAUUGCCUUUGGGCAACUCGUGCUGUGUUCAAAUAGAGAAGAACAAAGACAAAGAAAGACAAAUACUAUUUCAUAUUCCACUUCAUUUUCCGGAAGAUAGCUAGAGCAUCGAAAUCAAAAAAAUGAAAAAAUGUGUCUGAAGACACAGAUGCUAAUCUGUCUGUCCACAUCAAUGGAAGCAUUAGCAUGAUUGCUGCGUUUUUUUUAGCGUAGGUUAUGUCACGCAAGUUAAUGAAUUAUAACCGGACGCUCAUUAAUGCAGAAACAAAUAUUAGCGUGCGUCCAAUAAACAAUGUUAUUCUUUUCGUAUACAAAGUCGAGAAAUAGCGUCCCGUCUUUAUUUACCUGCUUCUAGAAUCAUUGACAGUGUUUUUUUGUCUGUUUAUUCACUAAUAUUUUACAAUGCAACACAGUACAAGUUUUUUGAAUGAUGGAUUUUAAAAAUCUCCCCAGUUAGCACCAAAUUAAUGUCACAAAGCAACCAAUCAUAUUGCUCCAUUCUUGCCCGUGUGAGCGUAAUAGGACAAGGCCGUAAAGAGGAAACAAUAAAUUUCGCUGCAUUAGGGUUUCUUUCUGUCCGUAGUAUUUUGUUUCUCAGUUUCCAUCUUUUCAUACGUAGAAACAGUUUUUGUGUGUGUUUUGGCCAAAUAUUAUUUCAUUCGUGUACACUGCUAGGCUGAAAACACUCCAUCCUGCCCGAAUCGUCCUGAAACAACAUGGCUUCGCAAGGGACUCAAAGACCAAGACGCAAUGCUUCUCCAUCCAGCUCUACCAAGCCACAACCUAUGAGGGCUACAAUGCCAUUCUCAUUAAGUACAAAAAGAAAUCCAAGUCCUCCCAGAGGAACAUUCUUAAGACGACAAAGUCCGGCGUCUUCUCCCGUUCAUAACGAAGGCCCUCUCAAAGCAACAAGACGAAGCUCGCCUGAAAUUCGAACUUCACCUGAGAAUCGCCGAAGUCCAACUUCACCCAGUUUACUAUCAUUUGGUUCGAAAGUUGAAAGACCGAAGUCUGGUGGGCCAGCCAUUCGUAGAACAUCCUCACUCGAUACAUUAUCGGGAAACUAUAUGAGCUCUCAAUGGCCUCGCGGUGAAAUACCAGUUGGUUUCCCCGCAGCAAUGGUGUGCAAAGAAACUCAGACAGCACCGUGGGAUGAAAAUGGUAGUGGUACUACAGUAGAACAACCAAAACACCAACGAUCAGCGUCAUGGGGAAGUCCAGAUGUCGUUAAAGAGAGGUUCCGGCAAAAUCGCCAAAGAACAAAGCAGAACAGACAGUCACCAGUUGCUGCAGAUCAUACAGCUAUUGCCCACUCUUCAUCCAUGCCAAUCCCUGUAGGGCCUAAACCUGUUACCCUUGGAAGAUGUAGCAUGGAAGGCCUUAAUUCUGAGAUACAAGGCUUGGUUGUUACUGAUGGAGAUGAUUCUGUAUUUAAAACUCCUAAUGAACAACCUGAUGGGCAUAGAGCACCAAUACCCAGGCCUCUGUCAAGCAGUGUUGAUGCCAACACACAGACCUCAGGGGAAUAUUUGGAUUAUCAUGAGGGAAACCACAGUAUCAUGGUUGAUCAUGCAUGUCAGACUCAUUCACCAAGCACCGCAGCUGGAGGAAGAGAAAGUAGUUCACCUGAUGUUCCAAGUGGUUUUAAAUAUGCAUCAUCUCCAAAACCAAACAAUUCUUAUCUGUUUUGCCGAGAGCCUCCAGAUGGAGCUGAGAAAGUUCCUUUGCAUGUUGAUGAAGUAGGCGAGAGCCCAAUGUGUGUGUCUGGACCAGAUAAAUCUAAGGGAACCAUCAAGUUUAGCAAGCAAUCUCCGUUUCAUUUCUUUACUUCUUUACCAUCAAAAGUUGCUCCACCAUCCGCAGAACAUUCUUGCAUACACUGAUAUGCAUGGUAAAAGAAAUGAAGACGUGAAAAUGAUAGUUUUCUUCACUUAUGCGGCAUUUCUGUUUGGAAAGAAGAGUAUAUGUAAGGUUGGUGCAAGAUGAUAGCCAAAUCGUUAAGUAUACUGUAAGUAUUAUUAUUAUAACGUGCAAAGCAUCGCUGCAUGUGCCAUUUUUCAUCAUAACCUGGGAACCAUUGUUGGCAUUAUAUGUCUACAAAUUGCCAAAAAAUGGCACCUAAUUGCCAAAAAAUGGCACCUGUGUUUUAUUAUACAUGCUGCACUUAGCUGAAUCUCAAACGAAAAUGUUUACAGUUUACCAGGUAUAGUUUAUUGAACGAAAAAUAGAACUAUUGAAAAUAUAGUAUCUUAUUUUUCUAAAACUAGUUGAGACAUCGCAUUAUUUUCAUCAAUAUAGAAUUUGUAGCGAGGGUAGCUAUUGAAGUUUGCAUUCAUCACUUGAUAAUUAUGAUGAUGAUAUACGAGUUAUUCCUUGGCCUUUUUUACGUCGCGUUUUGGUCGCUUCAAAUCCAGUUCAAACAAUUGAUGUUAAUCCUUAUUUAUUGUUUGAAUUGCAUUUGACACGACCAAAAUGAUCUUGGAUUAUUACUAUCCAAAAAUAAGAAAAAAAGUCCACUUACAAGACACAGCACAUUUCUAAAAUCUACGAGAUGAUAUUUCGGGUUUUUUGUAAAACUUUACCUACACGAUCCGAUCAUUUACGAUAAUAUCAGUAGCUAGGAGUGUAUGUUGCUUUCACGUCGAUAGUCUUGUUCUUACAGCCUAUACUUACAUCCAAAGGCUGACAACGCCAACCUUGGGUUGUUUUCCACAACUGUUGACGGUUUUUUCUAUACUUCAUAUAAAUUUCUACCUGUCUCAAACGCGUUUUUAACAAAAUCACUUCUAAAGUAAUGUUUAGUCAAUGCUUUAAGCAUCUUAACGAGACUCUCGUUUUUAAACGAUUUCUAUGAAAUUUAAUUACUAGUUAUUCCAACGUUAUAUAAUGUAAUUGUAUGGACAGUAUAGUCACAUUUGAUAUUGUGCUCAAGAACACUGUAUAUCAAUAUAUAAUUAUAUAUAGUAUAUAGGCGGAAAUCUAUGUAUAUAUGAUUGACGUGGUUAGAAACAACUAUUAAUUGUGCAUUCUUUGAUCUACUAAAAUAAAACCAACACAUUUUAAAGAAGGGCAUAUUAUCUAGGCAGUUUUAUUAAUAUAUUCCGACUAGCUUUUGGAGAAAUUUUGGUUAAUUGGAGAAUGUAUAAAAAUAGUUCGUCACCACAUUGCUUUUAUGUUUUUAUGUAUCCGGAAUUUCCAUUCUAAAUUACAAAUGUUGCAGAGUUGUUGCCUGGCGAAUUCCCCGUUGUCCUGCUAACAAUAAUAGCCGUCUUUCGAUCCAAAUGUUGCACGUAGAAAACUUUACCAGUAGGCGUGUCUAUUCUUUCCAGGCAAAAAAAACAGUGAAACGAGGCUUCAAGCCAGUGAACAUAAUAGUUCUGUAAACGAGAUAAGCGCAAGACACACCUAGAGUUUUAGUGCGUUAGUUGCACCGCGCGCAUUUAGAAUCGAAUUUCGACAGCUUUCCGUUUAUUUUAGUAAUUUUCCUAUACCAAGUUGCAGCCACUGAUCUCAAAACUGAGGAAUUUACAGAUGAUAAAGCCCCCUUUUAGACAUUAGUGAAAAAAGCCACGGUUGGGGCGACUAAAUCUACGGUAACAUGCAUGCAUCAAGGAAACCCCGUUAUCCUGUGGAAGUGUCUUUGUCUAGUUCCAGUACUUUUAAAGUCGCGUUUUUUAAACAAAUUGUG
Dendronephthya gigantea is the source of this 7409-nucleotide messenger RNA. Its product is annotated as glucocorticoid-induced transcript 1 protein-like. The record is from RefSeq and is a predicted model, not a curated record. Bases 4438 to 5604 code for a protein of 388 amino acids. Lineage: Eukaryota; Metazoa; Cnidaria; Anthozoa; Malacalcyonacea; Nephtheidae. The transcript has 8 exons.